Myotis lucifugus (little brown bat) is the source of this 738-nucleotide messenger RNA. It is a transcript of the gene GRAMD4, whose product is annotated as GRAM domain containing 4. The transcript has 3 exons. Gene Ontology annotation, biological process: apoptotic process; negative regulation of toll-like receptor 9 signaling pathway. The annotation marks the transcript as partial. NCBI's taxonomy places the organism in Eukaryota, Metazoa, Chordata, Mammalia, Chiroptera, Vespertilionidae. The record is from RefSeq and is a predicted model, not a curated record.
GGCGCGGAUCUGCUCUGCUGCCCCCUCCAGGCGGGAUGGGGAACCUCCCUCCUCCGCCUGCCAACCUGCUCGGCUGGUUAAGCCGGCCCUGCCCUCCCGGGAAGCCGCGGCCAGACCUCAGCCCGGGCCAGCGGAGGGGAAGCACCGUAGACCUUGGGGCUGAGGCCGGAGCAGAGCCGCCCAAGGCCUGGCCGGGUGCGGGGUCCCGGCAGCCUGGUGGCCGGCCUCCGUGGGCUGUGUGUGGGUCCUGGCAGGAGGCCCGCGCCCCGAACGGCCACGUGGAGAGCCGCUCCGCUCAGUGUUGGGACUUCCUCGGGAAGAGGACCUGAGGCCCGUGGGGGGCUGCGAUGGUGCGGAGUCGGUCUCGGAUCCGAGGACCCCCAGAGCCAUGUCUCUCCCCGGCGGCAGGGACCCCGAGCGGCAUGUCAGGGUGAAGCAGCGGGGCUCAGUGCUGAACAUGCUCAGGAGGCUGGACAAGAUCAGGUUCAGAGGUCACAAGCGAGACGACUUCCUCGACCUGGCGGAGUCUCCCAACGCCUCGGACAACGAAUGUGGCGACGACGUGCCCCUGAGAGUGCCUCGGGCCCGGGACGGCGAGGAGCUGAGGGACCCUGCCGGUCCAGGGACCCUCAUCAUGGCCGCAGGAGUCCAGGACUUUAACCGGACGGAGUCUGAUCGCCUGAAUGAGAUCAAAGGUCACCUGGAAAUCGCCUUGCUGGAGAAGCACUUCCUGCGUGA